AUGAAGGGCUCGACUUCCAACUCAGCUCUGUGGGUUACCGCCGACCAGCGCUCGUCCGAGCGGUUAGAAGAGAAAGACGUAGACUAUAGUAAGGAGCCGCUUUUCUUCGACAUCCCUCCCAUACAGCAGGCGGACGCGGCGGUAAGGCCGGUAAAGUCCACAAGAGGAAUUCCAUGGAGGCGGAUUAGGGAGUCGGGUGUGAUUGCCCCAGACCUGGACCUUAAACCGCCGUCACCCAUAAGAGUCGUGAUUGAUAUCAGAGAUAAAAGGGAGAGGAAGGGAAGUAAGGACGAUGGGGUUUUUGCAGCACUUCCACCACGUAGUGGCUCUUUCUCCUUGAAAAGCUCACGUGACGUGCCAGGUCCACCGAAAACGGUGGAGGAGUUGUUAGGUGCCCAAUGGGGUCCGCAGUGCACAGGGCGGGCAUCUUCUGACAGCGAAACAGGAUAUGUCAGCCCAAGCCUCGUUGAGGUCGCUACCACUGCGGUGACCACCGCCGCCGGCAACAAACAUGUCAACCCGCGCUUUACUGGAGACGCCUUAAUUCUGAGGUCACCUCGGCAGACACGGGCGGCGCUACUUCGGCGGGAGUUCAACGCCAGAACUGCCAGAGAAAAGGUUUUGAGUGCAUUUGCGCAAUCGACGCCUCGCUCUUUGCCUACUAGCAAACGUCCAUCCAUAGACCUUAGCGAAGAAUAUAACGCUGUGGCCAGGAGAAGGGGCGCCUGGGUAGGGGUAAAGGGCUUUCCAGCCGCUGCAGCUACGUGUGUAGGCUCAGCGUCGUGCCUGGGGUGGCCGACGGGUCUGCCUCCCCGUGGUAAAUCAUCCGCGUCCCCACGAACCAUGAAAAGUGCAACGUCCCUUCCCUUUGACCCACACUCUGUCAUCGAAAGAAAUAGAGAGUGUGAUGACAAGAGGAAGGUGCAGGGCAGCUCCCCGUACUUAUCAGCUGUACCAUCCCCUGCUCUACGUGGCAACUGCUCGUCGAAAAAGAACACCGGCACCGCCACCAAUGAGCAUGUUGGCGGUCCGGCGCCACGCAUUGCCAGUUGCAGUAUUGCUUCAUUUGAUGAUCAUUUUUCAAGCACAAGCCCGAGAAAAGGGACGGUGAACAACGAAAACACAGGGAAGAGCCUCACUGAUUGGCCAAUGACGUCGGUGGCACGGCGGACCAAUGUUCCAUACGAACUUACCUCGUCUGUCGAUAGCAUUGAUACGGAAGAAUUCGAUUAUGAAAAGUGCCUGCUGCAAAAAAACGACCACUAUGCAACUCAGUCCCACGGCCACCCUGGAAAAAACCGUUGCAAACAUUCCUUAGGACACGACAACGACUCCUGUCAGCUUAAUAUUGUUGAAGUCUCUGAUGUCACUGAAGUUGAUGGGCCAACGAAGGCGGGUCAAGCAGGUCACUGCAGACAUAAAAUGAAUCUGUCCACGGGUUCGUGUGUGCCUUUUUUUCGGGAACUGCUAGACGGGCGUGGGAAACUGCAGGAUGACACCUCCAGUAUUGCAUUCGAGACGCUGUUAGAACCAAAUGCCAUUGUUGGAGCUACUCUUUCUGGUUUACAAACAGCGCGGAGGGCGGAACCGCAAACCACUAAUGAGAGGCUGCGCGAUGACACCUCCAGUAUUGCAUUCGAGACGCUGUUAGAACCAAAUGCCAUUGUUGGAGCUACUCCUUCUGGUUUACAAACAGCGCGGAGGGCGGAACCGCAAACCACUAAUGAGAGGCUGCGCGAUGACACCUCCAGUAUUGCAUUCGAGACGCUGUUAGAACCAAAUGCCAUUGUUGGAGCUACUCCUUCUGGUUUACAAACAGCCCGGAGGGCGGAACCGCAAACCACUAAUGAGAGGCUGCGCGAUGACACCUCCAGUAUUGCAUUCGAGACACUGUUAGAACCAAAUGCCAUUGUUGGAGCUACUCCUUCUGGUUUACAAACAGCCCGGAGGGCGGAACCGCAAACCACUAAUGAGAGGCUGCGCGAUGACACCUCCAGUAUUGCAUUCGAGACGCUGUUAGAACCAAAUGCCAUUGUUGGAGCUACUCUUUCUGGUUUACAAACAGCGCGGAGGGCGGAACCGCAAACCACUAAUGAGAGGCUGCGCGAUGACACCUCCAGUAUUGCAUUCGAGACGCUGUUAGAACCAAAUGCCAUUGUUGGAGCUACUCCUUCUGGUUUACAAACAGCGCGGAGGGCGGAACCGCAAACCACUAAUGAGAGGCUGCGCGAUGACACCUCCAGUAUUGCAUUCGAGACGCUGUUAGAACCAAAUGCCAUUGUUGGAGCUACUCUUUCUGGUUUACAAACAGCGCGGAGGGCGGAACCGCAAACCACUAAUGAGAGGCUGCGCGAUGACACCUCCAGUAUUGCAUUCGAGACGCUGUUAGAACCAAAUGCCAUUGUUGGAGCUACUCUUUCUGGUUUACAAACAGCGCGGAGGGCGGAACCGCAAACCACUAAUGAGAGGCUGCGCGAUGACACCUCCAGUAUUGCAUUCGAGACACUGUUAGAACCAAAUGCCAUUGUUGGAGCUACUCCUUCUGGUUUACAAACAGCGCGGAGGGCGGAACCGCAAACCACUAAUGAGAGGCUGCGCGAUGACACCUCCAGUAUUGCAUUCGAGACGCUGUUAGAACCAAAUGCCAUUGUUGGAGCUACUCCUUCUGGUUUACAAACAGCGCGGAGGGCGGAACCGCAAACCACUAAUGAGAGGCUGCGCGAUGACACCUCCAGUAUUGCAUUCGAGACGCUGUUAGAACCAAAUGCCAUUGUUGGAGCUACUCUUUCUGGUUUACAAACAGCGCGGAGGGCGGAACCGCAAACCACUAAUGAGAGGCUGCGCGAUGACACCUCCAGUAUUGCAUUCGAGACGCUGUUAGAACCAAAUGCCAUUGUUGGAGCUACUCCUUCUGGUUUACAAACAGCGCGGAGGGCGGAACCGCAAACCACUAAUGAGAGGCUGCGCGAUGACACCUCCAGUAUUGCAUUCGAGACACUGUUAGAACCAAAUGCCAUUGUUGGAGCUACUCCUUCUGGUUUACAAACAGCGCGGAGGGCGGAACCGCAAACCACUAAUGAGAGGCUGCGCGAUGACACCUCCAGUAUUGCAUUCGAGACGCUGUUAGAACCAAAUGCCAUUGUUGGAGCUACUCUUUCUGGUUUACAAACAGCGCGGAGGGCGGAACCGCAAACCACUAAUGAGAGGCUGCGCGAUGACACCUCCAGUAUUGCAUUCGAGACGCUGUUAGAACCAAAUGCCAUUGUUGGAGCUACUCCUUCUGGUUUACAAACAGCGCGGAGGGCGGAACCGCAAACCACUAAUGAGAGGCUGCGCGAUGACACCUCCAGUAUUGCAUUCGAGACACUGUUAGAACCAAAUGCCAUUGUUGGAGCUACUCCUUCUGGUUUACAAACAGCGCGGAGGGCGGAACCGCAAACCACUAAUGAGAGGCUGCGCGAUGACACCUCCAGUAUUGCAUUCGAGACACUGUUAGAACCAAAUGCCAUUGUUGGAGCUACUCCUUCUGGUUUACAAACAGCGCGGAGGGCGGAACCGCAAACCACUAAUGAGAGGCUGCGCGAUGACACCUCCAGUAUUGCAUUCGAGACGCUGUUAGAACCAAAUGCCAUUGUUGGAGCUACUCCUUCUGGUUUACAAACAGCGCGGAUUAUAACUGCUGAUAUUUCUGAAGAUAGGUGCUCGUGGGUCAACUCCACUGUUUCUCUGGAGUCGCUAUCGGACGCUGGCUUGGGAACGAACAACAUCGUAGGGGACUUUAUGACGUCCGAUGUUAUUGUGGACUCUUUGGGGGAGAGCCCGCAAGGAAAUAGUGGUGUCAGAGAUGAGGUACAGAGUGAAUCGCGUGAUACCUUUACUGGUGAAUCAAGUCUAACACCGCGCAGUCUGAAAAGCUGCUUUGAUAACGGAGAGACUGAUUCGCUGCCGCCCAUUUUACGCUCCGGAGCACGCUCGGUGAUUGUGCCAAACUCUUCUCGCGUGAGUUUUUCUGGAGCAGGCACUAGGAAAACAUUAUCCGAGGUCAGGCGUCCAUCAUCGGAUAAUGGGGACGGUUGCGUCAUCUCCACUCGUUCCUCCUCCCCUCGACUGUGGACUCCAUCGAAGAUACGAAUUAGGGGAGAGGAUAUACUGGUUCCGAGGCAUCAUCGCACAGAAAACAAGGGGGUUAGAGUCGACUCCCCGGCGGGUCGUUCCGUUUUGUCAACAUACGCUACGCUCCGCAAUAGAAAUUAUCUGGGGCUUAUGCGACGGUACUUUCUCACCUGGAAAGGGUUGGCAAAGCAUUGUACGACACGAACUGCAUCCACUAUAGGACAAUCACCCACUACCUGUGGAAGUUGUGUGGAUGACUCGUCAUGUGGCUUUGUUCCCACCACCGCCGUGGUAGCUUCACUUGCCGCAGCCGCAGCCGCAGCCGCCCCCACCUCCUCCAGAGCACAUGGCGUCAACAACCCACACAGUGAUCCCUCUAAGAUACGUAAUCUCACUGCGAGGAGUCUUAAGUUGCUUUUAGGUGACAACUAUCACUCGGCAGAUUACGUCUACAAUCAUUUGCGUAGGAAGCGACUUGGGCAACCAAGGUCCCACUAUAGAAUGGUGCCACCGGAUGAAGAUGAUUAUGUGUCAUCGGGCAGCCGCCACAGGAGCAUAUGUUCAGCAGAAACAAGCUUUUCGUACCCGUCUGACGAUGUGACCACGCCGAUAUCGAUGGCGUGA
Molecule: messenger RNA, 4737 nt
Organism: Trypanosoma brucei brucei TREU927
Lineage: Eukaryota; Euglenozoa; Kinetoplastea; Trypanosomatida; Trypanosomatidae
Exons: 1
Coding region: 1-4737 (1578 amino acids)
Source: RefSeq, a predicted model, not a curated record